ACGAGUCUGAUUGAAAAAAAGAUUUACACUAGAUAUGGCGUUCCGAUUGGUAACCAGGAGGAUGUUUUGUGCUGUAGGAGAAACCUCAAUCUCUCAUCACUCAAAAAGUCGCUGGGAAAAACUGAAAAAUAGUAAAGCAGGUAUCUGGUGCCGCAGUCUGAUGUCUGACUACAAAGAGGCGUGUGUUGAUAUGGUUGUUGGCGUCUAUGAGCGUCCUGUCAAAGCAUCAGUUUGCAUUACCGUGCUCGGAGGCGCAUUAACCUGUUUCUUCUCAAAGCCCGAUUACUCAUCUUUUGAAGUCUCUCUCCUUGAGCGCUCCAAUCAGCUGGCUCUGCUGUCAUCAUGGAUCCGCAAUGCAUCCUCUGAUAGCCAUGUGCAGAAUCUGCUUAAGCUUCGCAAUGAAGGCCGUCUCCGCCAUGUCAACCUGGGAUUACUUUCUUUGAUUUAUUUUACUGACCAUAACCCUGACAGCACACUGUUUGAAGCUCGGUGUUCCAGUUUGUCAGUAAUUUGGAGAGAGUUCCCUAGACGUGUAAUGGAUGUCGGCUUUGCCGGUCACUGGUGGAUCCUGGACUCAAAGAUGACAAACUAUGAUGUGAACGAAGAUGAGUUCAUGUACCUACCAGUGCAUAUGCAGAAGACGUCACCACCCACUGUUCAGAUGGUGGAAUUAAAUGAGCGACUGCACAGAGAGUCCUGGGUUGCACUGAAAUUGGAAGCGGCGGAGAAAGAAACGAUUGAAAUGCCCAGAAGCAGCACAGUAGAGACAUAAAAUAUUGGAUGAGGAUGAAACUGGUGUUUAGUUGAUAAAUGUAUGCUAUUUAAUUGAAAAAUAAUGUACUUAAUUAAACCAUGAUUAAAUAAAUAUACAAUAAA
Hippocampus comes (tiger tail seahorse) is the source of this 876-nucleotide messenger RNA. It is a transcript of the gene timm29, whose product is annotated as translocase of inner mitochondrial membrane 29. Bases 35 to 772 code for a protein of 245 amino acids. The transcript is spliced from 2 exons. Lineage: Eukaryota; Metazoa; Chordata; Actinopteri; Syngnathiformes; Syngnathidae. Gene Ontology annotation, cellular component: TIM22 mitochondrial import inner membrane insertion complex. The record is from RefSeq and is a predicted model, not a curated record. Gene Ontology annotation, biological process: protein insertion into mitochondrial inner membrane.